AGCCAAUCAGCUGCUGCUGUGUUUAAGUGAAUUAAACGGCACCCCCGCCCUGCCGCUGGGCCUAAUGAGCAAGGAGGAUCCAGCUGAGGCUCAGAUCGAUCCGGGAGGAGGAGGAGACAGAAUCCUGCCUCUUCCUCGGGCUUCUCAUCAGAGCCAAGUGGUCCACCAUGAGGAGUGGACACUAACGGCUGCAGGCUUUUACUCUGAAAAUAUCCUUUGCAAAAACACGUUUGUUGUUCAAUCCUGAGAAGAAGAUGACCCAGGUGGUGAUGCUGAUGUUGGGGGUCGUCAUGGUGACAGGGCUGAAGGCGGUGAAGGUGAUGAGCGGUCAGAAGGUGUGCGUGGGCGGUCCCAGGCGUCCCUGCUACAAGAUCGCUUACUUCCACGAUGUGUCGAGCCGUGUGGCGUUCAGCGAGGCACGUCAGAUCUGUGAGAUGGAGGGAGGAGCUCUUCUGAGCAUUGAGAGUCCAUUUGAGCAGAGACACGUGGAACACCUGCUGCAGGCUUUGCGUUCUGGAGCAGUGGGCGGAGCCAGAGAAGCAGGGAUUUCAGACGGAGAUUUCUGGAUUGGCCUGACCCGGGUGGGAGGAGUUAACAACACCUUGGUUCCAUGUGCUGAGCUUUAUCAGUGGACAGACGACAGUGAGGCCUCCUUCAGGAACUGGUAUGCUGACGAGCCAUCCUGUGGUGGAGAGGCCUGUGUCGUCAUGUACCACCAACCAACGGCACUUCCUGGUCUGGGUGGGGCUUAUGUCUACCAAUGGAAUGAUGACCGCUGUAAUAUGAAGCACAACUUUAUCUGCAAGUAUGAGCCAGUGACUUCAGGAGGAGGUGUUGUCACUCAGGCCACAGGUAGUGUGGUCCCGCCCCAGGCCGCCAUGACAGAAGCUUCAGGUAUGCUGCUGCUCUACGUCUUCAUCCCAACCAUCCCGUUGCUGCUCCUCAUCCUCGUGGCUUCUGGGACAUGCUGCUUCCAGACACUCAGCAGAAGUCGCCUACGCACAAAGACGUCCACCGACCAAUCAAACCUCUGGAUCUCCAGGACGUCCAAACCCAACAGCAUGGAAGUGUGACAUCACCAUCUGAGCCAUGUGAUCAUCAGAAGCUUUUAUUUUGAAGUUUUCUUAUUGUUACCUCUUCCUUCCUGUUGCUGGCACCCCCUGCAGUCUGCAGCUCCAUCAGUUUGACCUGUGAGAACCUCAGGGUCAACCUUCUGAGAGCUGCUGAAGAACAACCAGCUCAAGUGGAGGGUUAAAUCAGGUACAGAGCAGCGAAAGGGUAAAAAAUUCACGCCACGAACCUCAGCGGUCACACUGGAACCAGCUGGGACAGCCGCGCCCUUUCAAAAUAAAGCACCAACAUAAAGUUCCAGGGUCAGGAUUAGAGACAGAGACAAGACCUACACCAGAGGGCUUCUCCACUAAGCGAGCUAAUCCCAAAAGCCUGGCUCACUCUGAAAACCACGCUUUACUUUCCCCAAAAUGGGUUCCACGACCAUGCCUAGCCUGAAGCCCCUCCCAGUCACCACGGUAACACGUGCUGGAGAACAAACCUGCUCUGUGGCAGGCUAGCAGCUAGGCUAGUUGAAGCUGGUGAAUAUAUUUGUGGUGUCACGUUUUACGUUUUUCUUGUCAACAGCUGGCAGCUGUGAAGUGGUGCAGUAGCGCCACCGCUGGCCCACAGCAGCAGCUGCAGCUUUGUUCUUGAUGCUGAAUAAACUUUAAUAUUGAAUUGA
This is a messenger RNA of Nothobranchius furzeri (turquoise killifish), 1735 nucleotides long. RefSeq names its product chondrolectin (gene chodl). Gene Ontology annotation, cellular component: cytoplasm. Gene Ontology annotation, biological process: positive regulation of axonogenesis. NCBI's taxonomy places the organism in Eukaryota, Metazoa, Chordata, Actinopteri, Cyprinodontiformes, Nothobranchiidae. The record is from RefSeq and is a predicted model, not a curated record.